Salvia hispanica is the source of this 461-nucleotide messenger RNA. The record is from RefSeq and is a predicted model, not a curated record. NCBI's taxonomy places the organism in Eukaryota, Viridiplantae, Streptophyta, Magnoliopsida, Lamiales, Lamiaceae.
UCGCUCAGAUGUUUGGCCUUGAAGGCGAAUUGGAAGAUCCGUUGAGAUCAGGCUGGCAGCUUGUAUUUGUGGACCGUGAAAACGAUGUCCUUCUUCUCGGGGACGACCCCUGGCAGGAGUUCGUAAACAGCGUAUGGUGCAUCAAGAUCCUGUCGCCACAAGAGGUGCAGGAAAUGGGGAAACAAGGACUGGAGCUUCUAAACUCAAUCCCCCUACAAAGGUUGCCUGUCCAAAACGGCGGCUGUGAUAGUUAUGGAAGCCGGCAGGAGGGUAGGAACAUGAGCACCGGUAUACCGUCUGUCGGAAGUCUUGAUUUCUGAAUUCUGAGCCAGUUGUAUUAAUAGUUGCAAUCUGUCUGUAAUAUUAGCUUUAUCUGAAUCUGGUAGCCAUGAGAUUUUCUAUUUCUAACUUGAAAAGAUUUUAUAAUAGAAGCUAUAAUACUGUAAGUAUCUCAUAGUCCA